This is a messenger RNA of Eptesicus fuscus (big brown bat), 1736 nucleotides long. RefSeq names its product tetraspanin 3 (gene TSPAN3). The record is from RefSeq and is a predicted model, not a curated record. Gene Ontology annotation, cellular component: membrane. NCBI's taxonomy places the organism in Eukaryota, Metazoa, Chordata, Mammalia, Chiroptera, Vespertilionidae. The coding region runs from base 199 to 960 and encodes 253 amino acids. Gene Ontology annotation, biological process: protein maturation; protein localization to plasma membrane; regulation of vascular endothelial growth factor signaling pathway. The transcript has 7 exons.
UCCCCCCUUCCCCACUGGAGCGGCUGCGCAGAGGAGCCAGGUGCUUGCUGGGGCCCGGGCUGUGCAAGGACGCCAGGGGCUGGGGGGUGCCGCUAGCCCGCCUGUGCAGAUCCCAGCCGGGAGGCGCCCUCGCCAUUGUGGCCUUGCUGGGUGGGCGCAUCCGGCUCCCCAGGCAGGGCCCCAGCGACUGUGGGCACCAUGGGCCAGUGCGGCAUCACCUCCUCCAAGACUGUGCUGGUGUUCCUCAACCUUAUCUUCUGGGGGGCAGCUGGCAUUUUAUGCUAUGUGGGAGCCUAUGUCUUCAUCACUUACGAUGAUUAUGACCACUUCUUUGAAGAUGUGUACACUCUCAUCCCUGCUGUGGUGAUUAUAGCUGUAGGAGCUUUGCUUUUCAUUAUCGGGCUAAUUGGCUGCUGUGCCACAAUCCGGGAAAGCCGCUGUGGAUUGGCCACGUUUGUCAUCAUCCUACUCUUAGUUUUUGUCACAGAAGUUGUUGUAGUGGUUUUGGGAUAUGUUUACAGAGCAAAGGUGGAAAAUGAGGUUGACCACAGCAUUCAGAAAGUAUAUAAGACCUAUAAUGGAACCAAUCCUGAUGCUGCUAGCCGGGCUAUUGAUUAUGUACAGAGACAGCUGCGCUGUUGUGGAAUUCACAACUACUCAGACUGGGAAAAUACAGACUGGUUCAAAGAAACCAAAAAUCAGAGUGUCCCUCUUAGCUGCUGCAGAGAGACUGCCAGCAGCUGUAAUGGCAGUCUGGCCCAUCCCUCCAACCUCUACGCUGAGGGGUGUGAGGCUCUAGUUGUGAAGAAGCUACAAGAAAUCAUGAUGCAUGUUAUCUGGGCAGCACUGGCAUUUGCAGCCAUUCAGCUGCUGGGCAUGCUGUGUGCAUGCAUCGUAUUGUGCAGAAGGAGUAGAGAUCCAGCUUAUGAGCUCCUCAUCACUGGCGGAACCUAUGCAUAGUAGAAAACUCAAGCCUGAGCUUUUUAGUCUUGUUCUAAUUUGGAAGGUGAAUUGAGCAGGUCUACUGCUGUUGGCCUCCACAGUUCAUUUAGUUUAAGCACACAUGUCAGACAGAGCAGCUUGGUUCUUCAUGUGCCCACUUACUUUCCUUCCCAUUUAAGACUUCCUUUUCCCCUGUUCUAAUGGACUCUUCACAUCCCUAAGUUUUUAAGUAAAGUGGUAAAUGUUCUAAUUUCAGAGCCAUUUGCAAGUUGUGUCGUGUGGUAGAAUUAAAGGAGGACGUGGACUGCUUCUGUUUCCUCCCAGCAGCAAUGGGACUGCUGCUGAAGUACCACUGGGUCCUUGGGGUACCACCAUGGACAGCUCUUGGCCAGACGUUUUUUGGGGGAAGGAGGAGUUAACACCAGGUGGUGCCCCUCAUCAGUGUCCUUUUAAAAACUAUAUACCAUAGUCCAAUAUGACAGCAGCUAUACAAAAUGGCUAAAAUAGAUUUUAGUAUUAUACAAUGUACACCUUAGUUCAUCUUCAAAAUCAGAUUGAUCUUUGAAACUAGAGGUUUUUAAUUAAAGCUGGCUUUAUAGGAGGAGUAUAAUGUAAUGUAUGCACUACUGUUUUAAAACAAUUAGAGUGUGUGUGUUUGUAUGAUUGAGCCCAUUCAUUGUAAGUCUAAUUUUGUUAGAAAUAAUGUACCAUGUAGACUAGCAAAAUAGUAUGUAGAUGUGAUCUCAGUUGUAAAUAUAAAAAUCUAAUUCAAUAAACUCUGUAUUAUCCCUUAA